Molecule: messenger RNA, 4588 nt
Organism: Sesamum indicum (sesame)
Lineage: Eukaryota; Viridiplantae; Streptophyta; Magnoliopsida; Lamiales; Pedaliaceae
Gene: HEB1
Product: ARM repeat superfamily protein
Biological process (GO): mitotic sister chromatid segregation
Cellular component (GO): nucleus; condensin complex
Source: RefSeq, a predicted model, not a curated record
GUAACAGACGACUCCAAACCGAUUCUGUUCCAAUGAAAAUGCAUUUUCCAGCCCUGCCAUUGGUCUGUUCUGCUGUUACCAGAACCCAUCAUAACCAAAAUCCUUGAAUUGAAACCGACGGUAAACAAGCCAUUCUCAGCAGUAAUCUGGAAAUCGGACAGAUUAUCAAUGGAGAAGAGACUCCGGUCGUCACUGGAGACCUCCGCCGAAGAGUUCCUCUCGUCGGCCGCCAAAUUGCCUUUCAAAUCCUCCAAAUCCGCCAUCAAAACCCUAAUUAACACAUCAGUUAAACCUUCCUCUGAUCUAACUUCUUCUCUGCCCCUCGCCCUCCUGAAUUCCAUUUCACACUCCAUUUCCCGAUACAAAAAUCUCCACGACUCUACCUUCGCCGGGUCGCCGAUAACACCUCCUGCAAAGCGUGCACGAAGAUCUUCCCGUAACAAGAAAGAGGAUGGGGUUUCUUCCACCCAACACCGUGAAAAUGGAAGACAGUCUAUUGUCGAGAAGCUCCAGGUUUAUACGUAUAUUUUGUACCUCUGCGCGUUCCAUCCUAAAAGUGCCUUCUCCGUUUCAGAUUUGUUGCCGGCCGCGCAAGAGUUGCAUGACAACUUAAUUUUGUUUGAGUCCGAUUCGAUUUUGCUGUCAGAGAUAGCUAAUUUGUGCGAGGAGUGGUGGAAGGGGGCCGGUUAUGUUGUCACGCUCAUUGACUUUGAAGAAGAAAGUAGAUGUUCACAGAGUUUAUACGCUUCGAGAAGCUUUUAUGCUGUUUGAUUUUGAGGAUGAGAGUAUUGAGGACUUAAAGCAUUUGUUGAUUCGCUGUGUGAUUUCUCCUCUGUAUUUGAAAACAGAGGAGGGUAGGAAAUUCAUCGCGUUUAUGUUUGGUUUCAGUGUGCAGCUCAUGAAGGAAAUUUGGGCGAUGAUAAAAUCACAAGUACCAUUUGGGCGUAAAUCAAUGUUGGAGGCCUAUGGUGAAAUUAUUUUUAGAGCAUGGAAGGUGGUGGAGGGGGAAUGCAAGUGUGAGAUUGAGAAUGGGUUUCUGCAGGGGUUGGUGGAGGGAGCUAUAUACGCCAGCUCGGUGACACUAGCAGCAUCAAUUAGAAGGAUUUUAGGGUGUUUUGUUAAUAACCGGACAACAGAUGGAGUAGAGAAACUUAUUUUCUGUCUUGCAGAGCCGAUAAUUUUUCGGUCACUUCAGGUUGCAAACUCAAAUGUCCGACAAAACGCAUUGCACUUACUUCUAGACCUGUUUCCUUUAGAGGAUCCUGAUGCGACUAAGGAGGCUAAAGAUACGCUCCUGGAAAAGCAAUUCUUUCUGUUAGAUAAACUACUCAUGGAUGAGUGCCCAGACGUGAGAGCUGUAGCAGUAGAAGGCAGCUGUCGAACUCUUUAUCUGUUUUGGGAAGUUAUUCCUUCACCAAUCAUUACAAAGAUUAUUACCAGAAUUUUUGAUGACAUGGCUCAUGAUGCUUGCACAGAGAUCAGACUUUCCACAGUGAAUGGUAUUAUAUAUUUGCUCGGCAAUCCUCAAUCUCAUGAGGUCCUUAAAGUGCUCUUGCCUAGAUUGGGCAAUCUCAUUAUGGAUUCUGCAUUGGCAGUACGGGCUGCUGUCGCUGAUCUCCUUCUACUCUUGAAUGACAUUCGAAAUUUUCACUUCCAUAAGGUAGUGUCCAUAGAUGUAUUGGUUUCGACACUUGCGAAUGACCAACCGCUUGUUGCAAGGAAAAUCACCAAACUUCUUAUACCAUCUUACUUUCCUUCCAAAGUUAUGGAGGAAGAAGCAUGUAAGCGCAUGAUCACUCUUAUUAAAAGGUCUCCUACAGCGGGAGCAAGAUUUUGUGAGUUUGCAGCAUUGGAAGGAGCAUCUCUCAGAUCUCUUAUGAAACUUUUUAAAGUUCUUACUGAUUUGAUUAUGUCUUCCGUUAAGCUUGAUGAAGAGACUGUUGAGGGUUUACUUGUUGCUGCUUCUCACCUUUGUACUAAUCUUGCAAAGGAUGCUUCUUUCCAGCCAGCUCUCAGAGAAGAGUUGUCUGCUGAAAAGCUGAAGACCCUUUUUACAGUUGCUUCUACUUCACGUGCUCAAUCUUCUAUCUGCAACAUUAUCUCAACCAUGUCUCUGGAUGCUGUAGGUGACCUUUUUGAAGAUUGCAUGGGCUUGAUUAAUAGAUUCGGCGGUUUAUCAGAUAUUAUUGAAAGGCAAGCUGAAGUGAGGUCUGCCCACAAGAUGAUACUGUCAUGUGGUUGGUUUGAUGACAUGUUUGGAGUUCUGGUUGGGUGCUUGCAAAAAGCUGCCUCUGGAUGUCAUGCAAAAUUUGGUAUAGAAUUAGGAAAAAAAAAUGUUGGCUCAGCAAUAAGAAGAACUAAAACUUCAAUAAAAGUAUCAUCAAAGUCAAAGCACUGCAAUAGCCAAAGGUCAUCUAACAUUGACAAAAAUAGGUUUACGGAAGAUUAUGCAAGUGCUGUUGGAGUAUCAUGGCAAAUAAAGGACUUACUUCUGCAUGAAAAUACAAGGAAAGCUAUGUUAGGUUCUAGACAUUUAGAAAGUGCAUACUCAGCGUUGAAGGUCAUUUCUGAAGCAAGUGUUCUCUAUUGCCUGCAGUAUGAUUAUUUGAACACAUGGUCUGUUUCUGCUUACACGACUCUUACUCUGCAUAUGAGUCUUCAUAACAUCAAGACAGAUGUAAGCACAGAUUCUACACAGGCAUCUAUCUCUGACUUGACAUUGGACCAUCUGCUUCAUUGUGCAAAUAAUGUAUUCAGAGCAAACAAUAAUAAGUCUGACAGCUUACCCUCAGAAUCACUAAACAGUACCAAUACCAAGAUAGCACCUGGAUACAGCGCAGAUACUGGAGAUUGUCAAACUGGCACCAGUUUGACUAAACAACUAAGGAUAUCAAAUAUGGUGAAGAUGUUAACUGCAGUUCUGAAGUUUGUUGCUGAUGCAACUGCUAUGGAUCUUGUUACUUGCUCUCAAGACAGAUGCUUGAAUUUUACAACAGCAAAUGUGAAGUUCAUCAUUACAAAUUUAAGGGAACAUUCCAUUGCUCAGUUGCAAAUCACUGAAGAAGACCUCAGAGAUAUAUUUAUCUGUUUGAAAAGUUCUUUGACAUAUAGCUCCAAGUUACUUAAUAUAACGCUUAAAGCUUGUGAAGAUUCGUCAUGUCAAGCAGGAGCUUACAGUCUUGUAAACGAACUUUUUAAUCUCAUUGUUUCAGUUGAAGAGUUUCUGGGGUACGGAUAUGCAGCUCGCCUUGUCACAGUCAUUCAGCCAUGGAUUCCUGAUAUGAUUCUUGCUUUGGGAUCUAAUUGCUUGGGGAAACAGACUCCAGACAAGGGCGUAUGUUCAGAUUCAUUUGAUAAUGCUGCGUUCCACCUCCCCCCAUGGUUUUAUAUUUUGGCAAGGGUUGAGCUUUCUGAGCAAAGAGAUACAAACUCAGAUGACGAUACAGAGGGAAAUCAGCAUGCCAAGGAUUUCUCCGCAUUCAAGAGACUAAUAGAAACAAUGUCUAUGCUUUUGAAAUCAAACAACAAAAUACUAGAUGCUGUUGGGGCGAUUUUCUUAACUGGUUCACUAAGCGCAUUAGAAAGCAAGAAAUUUGAUGUCGUCUUGGGUCUUCUGCAUUUUGUCUGUGUAAAGCUUGUCAGGCCUGAAGACACAGAAUGGAAGGAACUUAAGCUAAUGCUGGCAUCUAUUGAAGAAAUCUACCCUAAAUUGGAGCGAGGGGCUGAAGAGCUAGGUAACAAUAAGAGUGACAGACAAAAGCUUUACAGUGCUAAGGCACUGCUUGAACCUGUCUGGGCAUCUUUUAUUUAUGACAAAAUAAGGCAUUCAAUGGAGGACGAAUAAAAUAACCCAGCAAUAUGGUUGAUGGGGAAAAAAUGAAAAAAAAAUGGUGAGACAAAGAAGUUUAUUCUUAUUCAAGUUAUGACUGCAAAUGUUCACAGAUUGCUGGUGUCUGUGUGCGAUACUAAUGCUAUAAGUUUCAUUGACAUCAAAGCAAGGCAAAUCGUUUCCUCAUUACUAUACUUCCAUAUUUUCAGUUUUCACUGCAUCCUGGAAGCAGCAAUCUUCGUACUCAAUGCAUCAGGUAUACAAACUCCUAUAAACAAACACGACCAAAGCACAAAGUGCAUCUGUUACUUUUAAAUGUUUUCUGGUCUUCAGUAAUAUUUAAGAAAAUAAUAUCUAUGUAAGAAUGUAGAUCUAUACGGUUUGUGCUUGCUACUUCCUGGCCCUAAAAGAUAGGUUUGUAUCAAAAUUCAAAAUCACACCUAGGCAUCAAUUAUUGAUAUUACUUUCACACAAAUAAUCUCGGGAACACUAUAACACAAUCUAUGACAUAACUUAACAGUAUCACAUGCCAAUGAGCCAAUGAGCCAAUGAAGUUAAGAAUUUCACAAAAUCAAAUGAAGGAUCAUUGUGGUUCUCAAUGAAGUUAAGGAUUCUUGUGCGUGCUAACUAUCCAUUACUGCUUUCGUGAAAGAUCCUUCGUUCGCUCCGUGAAAAUUGGAGUGGAAACACAGAAGCUUGCAGUGUAUGCCUUUGAAGAUGGUGGCAAGAUUUGAAUCCUCCAUCUUUUGUCUGUUUAGG